Frankliniella occidentalis (western flower thrips) is the source of this 13586-nucleotide messenger RNA. It is a transcript of the gene nonC, whose product is annotated as serine/threonine-protein kinase SMG1. Gene Ontology annotation, cellular component: nucleus. Gene Ontology annotation, molecular function: protein serine/threonine kinase activity; protein binding. The record is from RefSeq and is a predicted model, not a curated record. The transcript has 32 exons. Gene Ontology annotation, biological process: nuclear-transcribed mRNA catabolic process, nonsense-mediated decay; phosphorylation. Lineage: Eukaryota; Metazoa; Arthropoda; Insecta; Thysanoptera; Thripidae. The coding region runs from base 440 to 10888 and encodes 3482 amino acids.
AUGACUGUGUCUGAGGAAACGGAUAUGGUGCACUAGACAGUUCUACCAAGACGCAAUAGUGCAAAUAAUGACAAAUAAUCAAGAAUUAAAGGGAUCCGUUUGUGUAUCAACAGAACGAGUAAUUUUAAUUUUAUUUCCUAACAGUUUCUUGCUCAAAUACGUUCAAGAUAUCACAGAUUAAAGUAUUUACCAACUUCAAUGAACUAUUGAACAGUUGCACAUGCCACGAUCCGGUCCCAAGUCGUCGUCCGUAUGCAAAAAUGGCAGCGUGAAUUUGUUGUGUAGCUGUUGCUUUUAUAUGUUUGCUGGGAUUUAUUUGAUUUGAUUACGAGCUGUCCUCUUGUGUGACGGCUGUUUAAAAUGUGUGCCAUAAAGUAACACACGGUACAAGUGUCAUGAGUGAGAGAGAACAGAGGUAAUGUAGAAAAAUACUGAGGUGAUGAUCACCAGCAACAUCAACAAGGUGAAGGCUUGUAAAAGCCUUAAAGAUCAACAGAAAGACUCGGAGCCAGAGAAAAAGAAUAAGAUACUCGAGAAAGGAGAAGGGGACAAGGAAAUUAACAAACGGAGCCCCGGUCAACUGGUUGUGCCCGUUGGUACAACCGGUGUGGCGAGGGGUAAAGAGCAGAAAACACAAGCUCGAGGCCGUGCCAGGGAUGAUUUCAGAAUGGCUCGGGGCGGGAGCGGUUCUGUGGACAAACGCGGUGCUUACAGAGGCCGCGGUGUGUACAAUAGAAAGUCAGAUCGCGAGGUAGAUUCUUUCGGCUCCCGCAUAAUUAAAAACACGUCUGAUCCGGGCUCUGGUUUUGCCAAACAACAUGCAGACUCCAAGAACAAAACAGAUCUUGGGUCAAUGGUUCCUGAAGAUUGUAGAAUAUCAAAAGUCCUACGACGUUUGUUUCGUGAAGAAGAUUCAGACAAAUUUAUUCAGCUCUGUUUGCAGCUGCAGGAUGCACUCACUGUCCCGGAAAAUAUGCAAUACAUUCGAAGAUGCCUGGAAAAUAUCUUAGAUGCUCUUCUUGACCUCCUCCACACUGGACCUGGAAGUUGUGCCAAAUCUCAAGUUGCUACCUCGAUUGGUCAUGUAGGAUACAUUCUUGAUUCAGAAUUCAGGAGGUUUGUCGAUUGGAUUUUCCCAAAGUACACAACUGAGAGAAACACAGAUGUUAAAUGCCUGUUGCUGGAAUCUCUUCGCCAGACACUUGUAUUGGAAGCAGAGUGCCCUAAAUUAAAAACUUAUUCAGUGACUCUCAUGAUGAAGAUGCAACAUAUAUUAGAGAACACAGACCUCCCUGACUUAUUUGUUGCUAGUGUUGAAGUCAUCAUGCAACUCUCCACCCUGUAUCCUGACACCUUGACAGAUUAUUUUAGGGAUCUUGUUGAUAUUUUAGUUGGUUGGCUAAUUGACAGUAGUCAGACUGCUAAGAUGACUGACUAUGCUGCAAAAAGUCUACAACGACUUGCCCCUUAUUGGAUUCAAGAAUUGAACUUUUCAAUCACAUUCUUAGGCCAAUUUUUAGAAGAUAUGGAAAUUUAUGGUGAUGAUUUUGUUAAAUCAUUAUCUCCGAACAAAGGUGAUGUUUAUAGUGACUCCAAGUCCUCCACACCACAAGACUAUUUGUUCAAAGUAGAAGCUUUUAUUAAAUCUUUUAACACAGUAACAAAGGCUUUGGACGAUCAUAUGAGCCCAUCUAAUUCUUCCCAAGUCACCUGGGUUUUUCUUGGUGACUGUCUCACUAAAAUGCUCACCACUGUGAAGUCUGUACUCGAUGUAAGAUUCAAUGAAGACCUAAUUAUGUCAGCUAAUGAAUGUAUUUGGCUGCUCAUGUCUCAUCUUCAAACUAAAACGACACCAGGCCAUGAUCUUCUGUAUGACAUGUUUGAUGUGUUGUUGAGCCGUAUUGAUGACAUGUGCAAUGUUACAGUUUGCUCUGUGUUAAAUGUUAUUGCAAAGACUGUUCGCGAAGUAAGUGCCAACCUACCUUUGGAAUUGGUUCAGAAGUUACUAAGCCCAGAUUCAAAUGUGAUAAAGCUGCGCUUCUCUCCAAGCAAGUCUGUUCAAUCAGCAACUUUAAAAUUAUAUCAUGCCUUGUUAAACCUCAAGAACAUUCCUUUACUGCAGGAGGCAUAUAAGUAUGUGUUGGGUGAUUUGGAAAUAGCAUAUCGUCAAGUUGUUCCAGAAGUAGAACUUGUGUGCCAAACAAAUCCAUUUGCCGAUGUAAAGUAUUCUGUAAACGAAGCAGAAAUGGUUAUUCUCUUCCUUCUGGGUGCCUUGUCUGAUCUAGCUAAUGCAAGUAAUUCUAUAAUUGGUAUGUGGGCUCUGAAGCCAAGUAUGUUUGAAUUGCUGGCGUUGAGAAUGAAGCCAAGGGAAAUAAGGAAACACACAUCCCUUCAGUUCACAGUCUUAUACCUUUUAUUUUCUCAUUGCUCCAAGUCAAAUAAUUUUGUAUCCAGCAGUGGCUUGGUUCAGAUUGGAACAGCAAACAGGAAACCAAGAAUAUUACCUGGUCUACCCUCAAUAACAUCUGAUGUCCCGGUUUCAUCACCAACCUCUUCUAACCUUUCAAACAUACUUUUACUUGUGAAGGAAACGUUAUUUGAUAAUUGUUCCAUGGAGAUUGAUUUACUACUUCUCUCAUGGGCUCGUGAACUUAUAACUCAAGGUGCUGCUUACUUACCAACACUGGCAGAAUCUUCUGAACUUCAAGCUGUAUUGGCAGCUGUUGUUCUUAAAGGCCAUUCAGCUCUCAAAAAACCACCCAUAUUGCUAGCUGUUUGUUGUACAUUACAACUUAUCUUUUCAUUCCAACAUAUUCUUUGGAAGGCUUCUUUUCUAUCAUCAGUGACGGAAUUGUGUCUUAUUCACAUCAAUUCCACUUAUGCUGAUGUUGCUUCAGUUUACUCUCAUCUGUUAUCAGUCUUGCCCUGGAAUAUUACUUUGCCAAUUCUUGCAAAAAUGAAUUUUGACAUCCAUAUACAAAACCCAGAUGGAUGUAUUCCUCAAAAAAUACGUUGGACUCAUUCCACUCACCUUUCAAAGAAUGAAGUUGGCCUCAUGGGCCAACAGGAGUUUAGGCAGUUUAUGUGGUAUCUUAUUCAUGGAGAAGAAGAAGAACGUAGUUGGUUGCUUGAUAUUUUCAGUCAGUCUUGGCCCUUGGAUCUGGCAAAUAGUUUAAAUGGUGAUGUAGAGAAUGGUCCAGAUGUCAGCAAGACUUCCAAUAAUCAGAGAGACUUGAAUGGCAUCGCAAAAUACUGCCAACCAGUCCUUUUGCAAUGGGCUGCAUGGGAUGCUGCACAGUUUUGUGUCACAUCUAAGCUAAGGACACCAUUAGGAAAGCCACACGAGACAUUUACAAAAAUUGAAGGUGCUAUCAAAGCCCUUGCAAGGGAAGUUGAUGAUUGUGAAUCGUGGGAUGUUAUUAGAGUCCGUGUUCUAGUGGACUUUCUGGAACAACUUGAAAAAGUUAUCUACAAUGCAGCUGAUGGUACAGCUCUUGCUAUUGAGCCACCCCCUAAACAGGUGCGCAAUUUUUUCCAUACAAAUCGAAGCACAUGUGUUGAAUGGCUGACCAGAAUCCGUCUAGCUGUUGUUGCUGUUGCAUUGCGUUCAGGACAAGCUGCUACAGCUGUUAGACAAGGUCAUGCGCUGCUCCAGCACUUGCAUGAAACAAAUAAUACGCAAGGUCUUGAGUUUGAGAGAGCUGCACUCUAUGUAGGAUGUGCUCUCAAUCGUAUGCAACAAUCUGAAUCAAUUCAAGGGCUAUACAUUUGGUGCCGUAAUGAUUGUGGGAGAAAAAUGCCCUUAUUGAAAGGGCUGGCUGAGCAAGCUGCUGGUAGACUGGAGCAUGCUGUGGAUUGCUAUUCUAAAAUUCUGAUACAAGACUGUGAGAAUGACCAUGCAGGAGGGGAUUGUGAUCUUAGAAUGCGAGAAAUAGCUGAUGAUCAGCUAUCUGAGUGCUACAGGGCACUUCAAGAUUGGGUUAAAUUAGCUGAAUGGAAGUCAAGUGAAAAGAAUGUGUUUCCCACAAAUGGUGGAAUGUUAUUGCUCUCUACUCUCAAGACCAACCAAGUCAAAGGUUUUGCAGAUUAUGAAGCUUCAAAAUAUGAAGCUGCAGCUCGCUUAAUGGAAUGGACUGCAGAUAGUGCAAGUGAUUUAAUCACUCAACGUCGCACUUGGAACACUAUGAAAAUACUUCGUGCAGCUCACAGCAACCUGACUAGCAUUGCUGUCGCAUUAGCUGGGGAAGCUUCUGUACCUAUUGAUGAUCAUAUAAAGCUUAAGUGGAGUCAAUAUGUAGAGCAAUGCCAAAAUGAUGCUCAUCUUCUUCUAAAAGAAGGAUUGAGAAAUACAACAUCAGAGCUACUCCUUGAAGCUUCAGUUACUGAGUAUGCUGCAACUGGGCUUGCUGAUCUACUGAAUAUCCAACACAGUGAAACUGGUCCACUGCUUUUGCCCCUAUCAGCUGAAAGUUUGAACUUGAAAUAUCUUGAUUCUGGAAUUUUAAGUAAUGCUCUGUGGUGGAGUGAAUAUUUGGAACACAUGGGCAUUUUGCUCCCGACACCAUCUAUCAGUGAGCUUCGUGUUGCAACUGCUCGGACAGCAAGGAAAGAAAAGAACCUGAAUUUUGCACUAUGUUUGUUGGGAAGGGAGCUUGGUGCUCCUGUUAAAUCAUCACUAGAAGAACUUGCUAAAAUUGAGAUUAAUAACAAAGAUCUAAACACACCUCUUCAGUUGAAGUCACUCACCGAACUUGCUAAAGUUCUUCACGCUGCUGACAAGAAAGACUAUGCAGUCUGUGUAGUGGCUCAUGGUGUUCAAAGUAUUCGCAACAGUGAAAAUGCUCUCUUACAAGAACGAGGCUCUCGACUGUUGCUGACUCUUUCAAAAUGGCUUCAGGCAGAACCCUCUCUUUCUGUUUCGGGAGAUAAUAGCAGUGCCAUUAGUCUUCUUUUUGAGCAAGACUUAGUUGGAGCAGCAGAUCUUCUUGAUAUUCAAAAUUGUAGUCUUCUUACUCAGAAUGGUGUUCAAAUAAUCCCAACAACUGAUACCACUGUUGGUCGCCUACUUCGGCUUGCAGUUGUGCAAUGUCCUCAAUUGGCUAAGUCAUGGGCUCAUUUUGCAAACUGGUGCUACCGUUGGGGAAGAAGAGCAGUUGAUGUCACCAGUGAAAUUGGAGGGCAGCUCAGUUCUGCUGACAAGGCUUGUGUUCAGGCUAUGCUUCCACAAGAUUCAAGUUCUUCAGACCUAGAGAGUGUGUUAAAUAUUUUGGGUCAGACGAGGGCUGUUGCAGAUGAAGAGGACCUAGACUUGGAUAGUACUAAUACCAGUGAAAUGAUGGAAGCCCAGUUACGCACUGUUGAUGUCCUUCACUAUGCCAGCUCAGAUACUCUUGUGGGACUGGUAGGAGUGUGGCGUGAAGCACAGCAGAGAGUUUACAGCUGUUACCAACUUUCAGCCAUUGCAUACUUUAAAUUUUUACAAUUGUGUGGUCAGGAAGAGACUUGCAUUGAUGACUGCUCCACUGUCACAGCAUCUCUGAGACUUCUUCGUCUUGUAGUUAAACAUGCUCUCGAAUUGCAGUCAGUACUAGAGGCUGGUCUAGCUGCAACUCCUACUGCACCAUGGAAAGCUAUCAUCCCACAACUUUUCUCGCGAAUGGGUCAUCCUGAGGCAUAUGUUCGUCGCAGAGUGGCUGAACUUUUAUGUAGACUUGCUGAGGAUGCCCCACAUUUAAUCACUUUUCCAGCAGUCGUUGGUGCAGCAUCAGGUGGAGCAAGACUGCGUCAUAUGCCUAUGCCAGGCACUGCCAGACUUUUUGGUACAUUCCUCUCUCCUGAUGGAGAAGUUGAAAGCUUAGAAGAGGAAGAUGAAGAUGAAGAUGACGAUGAUGAAGAGGAAGAAGAGGAAAACAGUGGAAGUGGACAAGUAGUUCUGAAAAAUUGCUUUCUUGCCAUGGUUGAAACACUGUCUAAGCAGGCUCCAGAGGCAAUCUCCCAAGUGCAGCAGUUUGUCUGUGAACUGCGUCGUAUUACCUUAUUGUGGGAUGAGUUGUGGCUGGGUACUCUGACCCAAAAUCAAGCUGAAAUUAAUCAACGUGUUUCCCAACUUAAUGCAGAAAUUAUUCGUGUGGAACAAAAUGCAUCACUUAAAACUACUGAUAAAGAAAAGCUUAUUUCUGAGAAGUAUCGCAUUAUUGUGAAGCCGCUCGUUUUUAUUUUUGAGCAACUUCAUGCAAUUACUUCUGUUACUCCUGAAACACCCCAUGAGCGAUGGUUCCAAGAAAGGAAUGGUAAACUCAUUGAAUCCAUUCUACAUGCUAUGAAAGAACCCAAGGAUUGCAGACGUGCUGAGGAGUGGCAUGGUCCUCUGAAGUCACUUCAGACACGUUUGAAUCAACGUGCUAAUAAACGAGCUGCUCACACUUUAAGAAUGGAAGACAUCAGUCCCACAUUGGCUGCUAUGAAAGAUACAUGUAUUGCAAUGCCUGGUGUGUCGUCUGGAAAGGGAUGUAUUAUUACCAUAGCUUCUGUACACAAUCAUAUCUAUAUUCUUCCCACAAAAACCAAGCCCAAGAAACUUAUGUUCUUUGGGUCUGAUGGAAAAGCCUACAAUUACCUCUUUAAGGGCCUUGAAGACCUUCAUCUUGAUGAAAGAAUAAUGCAGCUAUUGAAUAUUGCCAAUACUAUGCUGCGAACUCCAGGUACAGAGAACAUAUAUCGAGCUCGGCAUUAUUCAGUUAUACCCCUCGGACCAAGGUCUGGUCUAAUUAGCUGGGUUGACAAUGUGACUCCUCUAUUUGGCCUCUACAAGCGUUGGCAGCAGCGGGAAGCAUUAGCUCAAGCAACCAAGAAUGGUUCAACACCAGUUGCAGUUAAACGUCCUUCAGAGCUCUUUUACCAAAAGCUUACUCCCAGAUUGAAAGAAAAGGGAGUUGGUCUAGACAACAGGAAAGAGUGGCCUGUUGCAGUAUUGAGAGAAGUCUUACAGGAGCUUAUGUCAGAGACUCCUUCCCAGCUCCUUGCUAAGGAGCUGUGGUGUCACAGUGCAAAUGCAGGCUCAUGGCACAAGACGUUACAAACCUAUUCACAUUCUGUGGCAGUUAUGUCCGUCAUUGGAUAUAUCAUUGGCUUGGGUGACCGACAUCUUGACAAUGUCCUCGUUGAUUUGUCAAGUGGAGAAGUUGUCCACAUUGAUUACAAUGUGUGCUUUGAGAAGGGAAAGACACUUCGUGUACCAGAAAAAGUUCCCUUCAGAAUGACGCCGAACAUUCAAGCAGCACUAGGAGUAACUGGAGUCGAGGGCAUAUUCCGUUUAGCAUGUGAACAUGUGUUGAAAGUUAUGAAAAAGGGUAGAGAAACACUACUUACCCUUUUGGAAGCAUUUGUCUAUGACCCUUUAAUAGAUUGGACAACUGGCAAUGAAGCUGGAUAUGCUGGUGCUGUAUAUGGUGGCGGUCAGGCUAUCACCUUGGAAUCAAAGCAAAGUCAUAAAGAACUUGAGCGAGAAGUAACAAGAACAAUGUUUUCUAUCAGAAUAAUUGAAAUGAGAGCAGACUGGCUCAAAAACCGUGAUGAAGUUGUUGUUAGCCUAGGGGACAUUGUUACUCUCAUUGAAAGAUGGGUCCAGUCUUUGACAGAAAUGCAGACAAUUCAAGAUCAGUUACAGGACUGUCACUCACUCUUAGCAUUGGUAAAGGAGGCAGAGGUGCAAGUGCCAAAUCGGACACAUUCCUUGUAUACAUUGCCCAUGCGUUAUGCUGGACAUCGCCAGUCACGAGAUGCACAGGAUGCAGCUAGAAGUUGCCUCCUUGAAAAACAAUUUGAAUGUGAUCAGCAAUUACAGCAGUACAAUAGUGCUUUGGCAUGCCUCCGAAGUCCCCAACUUGCUUCCCUCAGUGCUCCAGUUGACAAAGAAGGGUACAUGGUCUUUGACUUAGUGAAAGAAUUUCUUCAGAAUGCUGGAAAAGGUCAAAUGGUUUACCAGUGUGAGCAAUGGGAGGCAGACAUGGGAAAUUUGGCUCAGAAACAGGUGCAAAUAAUGCGAGGAUGUGUUGACCUCCUGAACCAAUACUGUGCAGUUUGUGGUCUUCUCCCAGCUUCAUACAUAAACAAACAUCGUUUAGUCUGCUAUCAAAGAUGGACAAACGCAUUGUUAAAAGAUUUGUCCAUUCCUAGAUGCCAAGAAGUUGUUGGGGAGUUUGGUGCUAUUUUACCCCCUGCCGUUAAUGGUAGAACAUCUCAUCGCCAACAAGUUGUUAACUUUGCAUUUGGACUUCAGAAUGCUCUAGCUGAAGCUAAUAUGCGAUUGCAGAAAAGUUAUUCACUUCUACGAGGUGAGAACAGCAUUGACAUUGCCAUGAGACUUGAUAAGGCUUGUGCUGAAGCAGAUGCUGCUUUAAACAAAUUGCGUAUGGGUGAUCCAGCAGUGAAUGUUGUGUUGGAGUGUGUAGCGGUUACUGCUCUUGUUGCACUAAACAAAAGAUUCCUCAUGAUGGAAUCGGCAUCUGCAAGUGCAGGAGAUCUUCUAGUAGAUUUGACUUCUCGGGAAGGAGAAUGGUUCUUAGAUGAUAUGUGUCUUAUCAGCGGAAUGAUGACCAGGAUUAGCUCUCUAAUUCCAGCUCCGACACCUGAUGCUCUUCAAUUCAUAACUCCUAUCCAUAAAAUUUUUGUUGCUCUCCAGGACUUAAAUACCAAUUUUGCCUCAAUUAUCUUGCCCGAAGCUGUAGUAGCAUUGCAAACAGAAAAUCCCAGUGUUAUGGCUAUGAUAGAAGAUUUGUGCUCUGUCAUUGAUAGUGCACCCAUGCCAUUACAAGAUUUGGUUGACCGUUUAGAUGUUCAUUUAAGCUGUAUUGCUAUUGGAGUUGAUUCCCCUCACAAUGAUGUUCAUCAUAUGGUAGCAGAUUUACGUGUUAAAUAUGAACUUUUAUUACAAAAGUCAGGUGAUACCAGUUGCAGUAACACAGAUGGUGGCAUGAGUGCUGGUCAAAUGCUGCUAAUGGGAUUCAAUGGAUUGUUUGAAAAGUUGUACUUAGACUGCCACAUGCUUGCCCCCAAACUCUCAAGUAUAAAUUCCAACAUUGCGACAUGUUGGAGGAACCUUGAUCAUAUUCGUGAGGCUAAGGUUUUCUCUGGAAAGAUGCUUGAUGAAAGAACCAGGCCAGUACUUGAAGAUAUUUUUCUUCUAAAACGUUUGUUAACUAUGCGUGAGUUCUUCUGGAUGUGCUCUGCUGUGGGUCGAUGCUAUCGAGGUGAUCCUCCAGAAAUAGGGGAUCCACCACCUCCAAUGCUUGUUGAUGAAGAUAGACUUUUGAAACCAGUUCGGCGCUUCACAGCUGACUUUGUGAGCAGGAUGUUGCUAGGAGUUGUAACACAUACUUUGGCUGUUGCUGUUUGCAGACUCCUUCAGCGAAUGGGUUUAAAUGUGACAGGUGAAGUUGAUCAAAGGGAUAUUGGAGCUGAAAGUAAAGUCCCUUUGGAAGAUUUGUGCCAUAAGGCUGUGGAACGUUGUUGUGGAAUAAGAAGUACUAUGCUUGCUCAAGUUUCUGCCCAUGUGUCGGCGUUAGAGGCUUGUUGGCGCCAUAGAGAAGCCCACAACACCUUAUCAACGCUUAUUAAUCAACAAACUGCUACAGUUCAGCGCCUUCAGCUUGCUCUUACAACUCAUUACUGGCUGCAUGAUGUUGUACUACAAAGUGUGCCAGGAAUACCACCACCACCAUUGAAUCGAGCUGCCUUUUUGCGAGAUCUCCAGCGUUCUCAUGAUGCACUGAACAUGUUGCAACCCCGGAUAUCUGAGUUUGUUGAAGAGCAACGUAGUCUAGUCAGUAGUGUUGAACAGAGAUUGAAAUGGGCUGCAGGAGCAAAUCCAGCUUUAAAUGAAGUUUUGUCUGCUUUUGCUUGUGCUGUGGAGGCAUUGCAAGAGCGCAUUAAAAGAGAACAAGAAUUGGCUAAUCUAAUGGCAUCUACAUGCGGCAGUAUAUUGCGUCAUGAAAUAAUGAGAUCCAACUGUCCAGCUGGAAUGCAAAUGGACACAACUUUUCUUCAGCUAGUUGAUCAAUGUGAGCAAAGUUGUCUUUUAACAUCCAAAACUGGAGAUGUUUUGAGUCCAGCUGAGGAAAGUUUGUUAAGAAUGGUACCAUUGGAAGGUCAUGUUGACAAGGCUUGGAUUCAACGAGGGGAGAUUGCCAUAUCCGACAACAUAAAUAUGCUACAGCAGAAGAUGGCUGUUGCCCAAGAAAUGGUGUAUACAAGUCAAGAAAGCAUUAAGACCCAAGUUUCUGUUUUACGUACUCAUCUGGCUGCUCACAACCGGCUAAUGGGCGAUGUUCGUUCUCUUAUUAAAUCCAUGGCCAAAUCUGAAGAUGGAGCAUUUGUUGGUUUAGGAGACUACCUCACACGAUAUCGUGCUUAUUCUGAGCAGUUGAGUUUGUUGACUCGACUUCUCACUUCAACUGAUGAUCUAGUCCAUACUCAGUCAGAUACAAUCCUGGGACAAGUUCAAUUAUUGAUUGAUAAUACUGGUGCCAUAUAUGAAGAUCUGCUGUGCUUUUCUACACCAUUAGGGACAGAUGAAAAUCAUGAGCUGGUGGUUGGCAAGCCUAAGAGACCAGUCCUAGUACGUCAAAGUAGUGUGUGUCUCUCGCCAAAGAAAGGGUUACCAAGCUCUGAAAAGGAGUUAGCAAGAGAUCCUCACACAGGAAAAGCUGUCCAGGAAAGAAAUGCUUAUGCUAUGAGUGUUUGGAGGAGAGUACGAAUGAAAUUGGAAGGAAGGGAUCCAGACUCUGCUCGGCGUUCAACAGUUGCUGAACAAGUGGACUUCAUCAUAAGUGAAGCGACCAAUCUGGAUAAUUUGGCCUUACUUUAUGAGGGCUGGACUCCCUGGGUUUGAAAGAUGACAGCGUCAGAGUUGAGUUAAAUCUUCAGCCAUUGCAGUCUUACUGCUCGAAUCAAAGUCACUGCCCAUCAGUGCCAGCUGAUUGGGAGAGAUGUGGUUCCUCAGGCUUGCGCCUUGUCCUUCUGGACCGGUUAUUGUGGGCAAGCGUAAAAAUUUGCGCUUCCACAGGCCGUUGAGGGCAGCUUAAAGGGGUUACCCAUUUCAUGGGAGGUCUUGAAGAAUUGAGAAAGUAUGGUUUCACACACUCUUGCUAGUGUGCAACAGUUAUCAUCAUAGGUUUUGAUUGGUUAUUAUGUUUGUGUCAGAUUUGAAGUUGUUUUUUUUAUUAGUAUCAUUGUCUGAAUGUGUAAACAUCAGUUUACUGGAAAGUUAAGAAGUGCAGAGCCUGGUAAAAAUUAAUUUGGCUACAGUAUCUCUUUUGAUGAGUAAUAACAUCCUCUUAAUAUGAAAGUUAAGUCAUUUCUACCAACCAAAGAAAUUUUUCUGAAAUGCUAUGAGAAGUUUCCAACUCCCAUUGUAUUUUCGGGGUUUUUCUUUAUGUUGAAUCCUCUGCAUGUAAAUUUUGUAUGCUUCCAGAUUGUAUUUCUGUAUGUUUUAUUCUUAUACAUCAGGAAAGCUUCUUUUUGAUGUGUGCCAAUUCUAGUUUGACAAAGAAGUGCCAAAUGACGUGCCAAACAUCCUCGUUAACUAUAUCAGGUUAUAGAAAUACUGAGUAAUAACCGUUUAUAAAGAUUUAAAACAUGGACAGUGACACUACAGUGCUCAAGUACCAGGUUUGUCGGAAGUUAUGGACUUGGUCUGUGUGUUAUUUUGGCUAAAAUUUUGUGUCAGUACUUUCCAGUAGGUACAAAAUCAUUCUUACUUCCCUAUCUUGUCUCAUGACAGUUCUCUAGAAGCUGAUUGGUUCUCUCAUUUAAGCCAAGAAUGUACAAUCUCAAAUAGUUGUGUUUUUUCAGAAUGUUUCAAACCUAUGCACAGUACCGGGUGUCAGGGUACGACACAAUAGUGGUGCGAGUUUUCCUAUUCUAGGGGCCAUGGCGUCUUAUGGACGGACCGAGUAGGCAAACCCGCGCACUGUUGUGUCGUAGCCCUGACACACGGUACAUGUAAAGUAAAUUGUUCAAUCAACCUUUGUCACAUUUCUCUAUACUUUUCAACUUGUAAAUAAACUUCAUCUAUGGCACAAACAUAAUAAACAUGUGGAUGCAAGUUGUCUCCAUUCUCUUUGUGCUUGUACUUUCACCCCUAAAUGAUUUGGAUGGGUGUCAGUAAAAUGAUUGUUUUGAAUGCAGUUGCCACAAUUGACAUUCUAUAAUUGACACAACAGAGUAUUAUUUCUGUAACAAUUAAAGUGUCAUAGGAUUGUCUUGACUGAACUGUGGUGUAGCUAUUGUACUUGGAGAGAAAGAUAUUAUGUCUGUUUAUUUGGAAUUGGAAACAUUCCAGCUGUGCUGAACCCAAAACAGCACUCAGAUUUUAAUGAGGCACUGACAUUUUUCAGCCUUUCAUUAAUUUUCUCUCUCCUAUUUUCCACUGAAAGUGAAAAAAAAUAUCUUCAAUUCUCAAUUUAUUUUUUUCUUUUUGUAAGGGAAUUUCUUAUUUUUCUUAUUUUUGUUUACAUUUGCACAAUGCUUGCCAAUUUUGUUACUUUAUACAACUCAUGGUAUCAGAUAAUAACUCUUGAUGUUGAUGUAAGCACUCUUGUGCAAUAAUUAAUGCUACUUAAAGUCCUCCAGAUGAUUUCUCCCCAAGAUUAUUAUAAUAAAAAUCAAGUAACUAAUUUCAAUGUUGCCUACUUGUGGGGUUGCAGACCUUCUCUGUUCUGUUCUAGUGAAAAAUGCUUCAUGUUCAUUCAUCAUCCCUCUAGUACAUGUAAAGAAAAAAAAAAGUCCACCGGUAUUAAUAUGUUGUUGUUCAAAUACUCCAAUCAAUGUCAGUUUUUGCAGUGCAAUUGAGUAUUUUUAGAUAUUUGACUUUACAAACUUGGGGCUUCAAUUUAUUUUAGUGUUGCACAGUACUCCUUAUUCACCCUGUUUUCUUUUGAAAUGUUUGUAAACCAGUUUCAUAAUGCAUGGCAGGUUUUACCCAACCCAUUUAAACCUAUAAUGUACAAGAGCUUAUUUUUGCUGAUUCUCACAAAUUCUAAAGUGAAAGUUUUUAGUCAGAAUGUUUAAAUGUAUUAAUCAGACAUACAUUUUCUUAUAACUUGAAUUUUGAAGCCUCUUAGAAAUGUGUCAAAACCAAUUGGAAUUGGGUUGGGUAAGACUUUCAACUAAUCUAUAUCAUUGACUAGGUUCCAUAUUCUAUGGAUCUAAAAACCUGUACACCUAUUUUUCAGUUGUAUUUCCAUUUCUCUCUGUUGCACGCCGUAUCUAAUGGAAAUCACCUUUCGUAUUUUAUGAUCAGACUUAAUUUUGCCUUGAUUAUGAGAUGACAAACUCUAAUACCCAUGUUUUUUAGUACAUUGAUUUUUUUUCCCCUCUGAUGUUUCAACAACUUAUUUUGAGUAUCAACAUUUUUCUUUUAAUGUCUGUAUAAACUGCCUCCACUGCAGCAAAAAAAAAUCAUUUUGUUUUUAUUUUUGAAGUAUGAAGCUACCUCUUUAGGUAUUUUAACUUACUGUCUUCUCUAAUAGAUAGUGAUCAAGAAAUUUUGAUUCUUAUGAAUAAAUAUUUGAUGUCUAUUAGAACAA